AUUGAAAUAGACAAUACAAGUGGAGGUGUCUACGAGGCCUGCACACACUACAACACUCGACCAGGUUCCAAUUCCCUCACUUUCCCCUUUCUUGGCUACAGAGUAAGCGGAUCGGCCAUCUCUUGUUGAUAGGAGGAGCCCUUCAUUCCAGGGAUUCCGCCAUGAACCCCGAAUAUGACUAUCUUUUCAAGCUUUUGCUCAUUGGUGAUUCUGGGGUUGGAAAAUCAUGCCUUUUGUUGAGAUUUGCGGACGACUCAUAUUUGGAGAGUUACAUCAGUACAAUUGGUGUUGAUUUUAAAAUUCGCACAGUUGAGCAAGAUGGGAAAACCAUAAAGCUUCAAAUUUGGGAUACUGCAGGGCAAGAACGCUUUAGGACAAUAACAAGCAGCUAUUACCGUGGUGCUCACGGGAUUAUCGUGGUUUAUGAUAUUACUGAUCAGGAAAGCUUCAACAAUGUCAAACAAUGGCUGAAUGAGAUUAAUAGGUAUGCUAGUGAAAAUGUGAACAAGCUACUGGUUGGAAACAAGUGUGAUCUGACUGCAAACAGAGUGAUCUCAUAUGAAACUGGCAAGGCAUUUGCGGAUGAAAUUGGGAUACCCUUCUUGGAGACAAGUGCAAAAGACUCAAUGAAUGUAGAGAAGGCUUUUAUGACCAUGGCUGCCGAAAUCAAGAACAGAAUGGCGAGUCAACCAACAAUGAGCACCAGUAGACCUGCUACAGUGAGAAUACAGGGUCAACCAGUAGCUCAGAACAGCAGUUGCUGUUCCUGAUUCAACAUCAGGAUGAAUUAAGUCCUCGAUCCUGAUGAAUGCUUUAUAUAAUAUGGUUGUGAAAGACAUGAUGUAAAUGAUCAGAUUAUUUCAGGAAUUUUCUAUGAACUUUGGGUGAAGCACACAUUACUUUUUUGUAGUCAUGAAAAUUGAAAACUAUUGUUCUGCUGUCAUGAUUCA
Messenger RNA from Zingiber officinale, 950 nucleotides. Its product is annotated as ras-related protein RIC1. The coding region runs from base 162 to 770 and encodes 202 amino acids. The record is from RefSeq and is a predicted model, not a curated record. The transcript has 8 exons. NCBI's taxonomy places the organism in Eukaryota, Viridiplantae, Streptophyta, Magnoliopsida, Zingiberales, Zingiberaceae. Gene Ontology annotation, molecular function: GTP binding; GTPase activity.